UUGUUUAUCAAGGAAGUAUAUUUUUAUAGAAUUGGUGGUGGUUCAUUCUCAACGGUGUAUAAAGGUAUAUCAAAACCCAGUUCCAAAACUGGCGUUCCUUAUGCGGUGGCCAUUAAAUGUAUGGAUAUGAAGUUCGCAAAUUCAUCGAAGCUAAAUUCUGAUUGUGUGGUUUCUGAGAUAAGUAUUCUAAAAAGACUAAAACACAGGAAUAUCGUACGAUUACACGAUUUCGAAUGGGAUAAGAAGAACAUCUAUUUAAUAAUGGAAUAUUGCGGUGGUGGAGAUUUGUCCAGAUUAAUCAGAGAGUAUGGUCAAUUGUCCGAGUUAAUAACAAGACGCUUAUUUCGUCAGAUUGCAUCUGCGUUAUUUUAUAUGCGAGGGAUGAAUAUUGCACAUAUGGAUUUAAAGCCACAGAACAUUCUGUUGACUAGCCUACAGCGACCAUUUAUUAAGGUAUCCGAUUUUGGUUUAUCGCAGUACUUGAAAAAUGAUGAAUCGGCGUCUUCAUUCAGAGGUUCCCCUCUUUAUAUGGCACCAGAAAUUUUCACUCGACAAAAAUAUGAUAGCCGUGUGGAUCUUUGGUCAUCAGGAAUCAUUUUAUACGAGUGUCUCUAUGGCAAACCACCGUUUACAGCGGAAUCUUAUGAAAGACUUAUCGAACAAAUUUUAUCGUAUGAGUCCAUAAAAUUCCCGUCAAAUGUGCAACUGUCGUUCGAUUGUUUGGAUCUCUUACAAGGAUUACUGGUACGUAAUCCUCAUCACAGAAUUGAAUUCAAGAGUUUUUUUGCUCAUCCAUUCGUUGAUUUAACAAAAUUGCCAUCGUCAAAUCAGUUGACGAUGGCUGAUGAAGAUGUUCUUAGAGCGAAGCAAUUGGAGGCCAACGGUAAUAUAAUUGAUGCAGUGAAACGUUUGACAAAUGCAAUCCAGCUGUAUAUGGGUUGUUUGGAGUUAUUCGACAGCGAUGAAGAGAAGUGUAAAUUUAGGGAAAAAAUAAAAAAUUUAUUGGAAUAUGCGGAACGUUUGAAAGAUAGCUUAAAACCAGUGCAGCGAGCAGAAUUUCAACCGAAUAAUUCAAUUGUUAUAGUCACAAAUGAUUGGCCAGAUUAUCCACAAGUGGAUGCAGCAAUGCUAUUGGCAAAAACAGCAAAAGAGUUGGAAGUUGCCGAAAAAUGGAGUCAAGCGUAUGAUAAAUAUAUGUUAGCAAUUGAAGGUUCGAUGAAGGUUUUGAAACUGGUUAAGGAAGUGAGAAAUGAUAAUAAUAUGAACAGCAAUAACGAACGUAUUACAUUAUUGCGGCGUAAAAUAUCACAAUGGUUAUCGUCAGCUGAACGAAUUAACGUGAUUUUUUACCUUUUAUUCAUUCCACUUUUUAGUUUAUCUCAUUUUUUAUGCAACAGAAAGUAUAUUCUCUAA
This is a messenger RNA of Anisakis simplex (herring worm), 1413 nucleotides long. Lineage: Eukaryota; Metazoa; Nematoda; Chromadorea; Rhabditida; Anisakidae. The record is from the annotation of a GenBank genome assembly.